This is a messenger RNA of Equus quagga, 2297 nucleotides long. RefSeq lists its product as uncharacterized. Bases 1 to 876 code for a protein of 291 amino acids. The transcript is spliced from 2 exons. Lineage: Eukaryota; Metazoa; Chordata; Mammalia; Perissodactyla; Equidae. The record is from RefSeq and is a predicted model, not a curated record.
AUGUCACGUGGGGGUGGCAGGGACGAGGGGCGUGAGGUGACGUGGGACGCGAGGCGGGGGCGUGAGGUGGCGGUGACGCAGGCGUGGGUGGCAGGGGAAGCGGCCCGGUGGCCCGUGUCGCGAGGCAGGGGCAGGCUGGCGGCCGGGCGGGCGCGCGUCUUCCGUGUGCCUGGGUCCCGGCUCUGCCGCCGGCUGCGGGGUGCCGGGCAGAGGCCAGGCCCUGACGCCCCCGCGCGCCAUGCGCGCACACAGUCCCCGGGUCGGAGGAGGGAGGCCAGGAGGACGCUGGGCGCGGGAGCCCCGGGACAGCCGGGGGAGCUGGGGCUCGGUGCUGGCUCUGCCCGCCGCGCUGGGGCCCCCGGCUGCUCCCGAGGCCUCGCUCCCGCGGGCCGGCAGCGGGCGCGGCCGGUUCUCCCCUGCGCUCGGGGCCGGUUUGAGGGCGGGACGCGGCGCACGCGCACCACGAGUCCCCCAGGGCCCGCGGACGGGGAGUUCAGAUCCCAGCUGGUGCCUGACCCCCGCCUCCCUCGUUACCGAAACGCCUUCGUCUUUUCCUGUUCAGAGAACUUUCGAGAGACUUUCCAAGUUCUGCUCCGGAAGAGUGCGGCUCCCCGGGGUGCCAGCUGGCAUCUCCUGCAAUUAUCCUUAAAUUACAGGCGCAAUUUUAAUUUCACAAUAAUUAGAAGGGUCAACUGCAGCUCAAGCCGUCGAAACGAAUGGAAUUUUAAUGGGCAGCUGCUGAGGGCUAGAGCUUAUUGUGUCCUGCGAAAUCUCCCCAAGGUCAUGAAGACAGUCUCCCACAUCCUGCUCCAGCGGCUGUGGUUCCGUUGGGUCUUUGAUCCAUCUCAGAGUCAUCGUUGUGCGGACAGGAGUUAGAGCAUCGCGUUGUUCCAGCACCAUUUGUUCAAAGUCUGUCCCUUCCACCACUGAAUUUUUCUGGUGCCUUUGUCGAAAAACAACUCACUGAACAGAGUCUAUUGCUACACUCUGAACGAUUCCAUUGACGGAUAUGUUUACAUCAUCUAGAUUCCUGCAGCUUCAUAGACAGUCUUGAGGUCAGAUAGUGUAAAUCUUCCAACUUUGUUUUUGUCUAACAUUGUUUUGAUUAUUUCAGAUCUUUUGCAUUUCCAUGCAAAUUUUAAAUCAGCUUGUCAGUUUGUACCCAAAAAAGCCUGCUGAAAUUUUGAUUGAGAUGGCAUUGAUCUAUAGAUCAACUUGAAAAGAAUUGACAUGUUAUCAAUCAAUAUUGACUCUUGCCACUUAUGAACAUGGUCUCUCCUUGGAGAAGGCUAGUGCAUCCUUUAUUAAGUUUAAUCCUCACUAUAUUAAUUUUCCGGUUGUUUGUUGGUACUGUAUGGAAAUAUAAUCGAUGUUUGUAUCUGUAGCCUGCAGCCGUGCUAAACUCACUUAUUAGUCUAAUAGCUUUGUAAAGAAAUUCCUUAGGACUUUGUAUGUUCACAAUCACCUUUUCUGUGAACAAAAGCGGUUUACUUCUUGCUCUCUAAUUUGUAUGCCUUUUAUUUCUUUUUCUUAUUUAUUCCUCCAGCUAGAACCUCCAGUAUAAUGUUGAAAAGAAGCUAUGAGAGCAGCAUUUCCUUAUUCCUGAUCUUAGGGGAAGAUACUCAAGUCUUUCACCAAUGAGUAUGAUGUUAGCUAUAGAUUUUUCGUAGAUGCCUUUUAUCAAAUUCAGGAAGUUCCCUUUUACUUUUAAUUUGUUUAGGGUUUUUAAUUAUAAACAGGUAUUGAAUUUUGACAAAUGCUGUCUCUGCAUUUGUUGAGAUAUUUGCAAGAUUUUUCUCCUUUAUUUUGUUAAUGUGGUGAAUUACAAGGCUUGCUUUUCAAAUGUUAAACCAACCUUGCAUUCCUAGAAUAAGUCAUACUUGUUCAUGAUGUGUUAUUCAGUUUAGUAAUAUUUUGCUAAGGAUUUUUCCACCUAUGUUCACAAAGACAUGGGUCUGUAAUUUUCUUUUCUCAUGAUGUUCUUGUUAGGUUUUGGUAUCAGAGUUACGCAGGCCUUAUAAAAUGAGUUCAACAGUAUUCCAUCUUUAUUUUCUGAAAAAGUUUGUGUAAGAAUGGCAUUAUUUUUUCCUUACGUGUUUGAUUUACUCCACCACCAUAUGGUGCUGGAGUUUUAUUUGUGGGUAAGUUUACAGAAAAUGCUGGCUUUUUACUUAAAGUUUUAUUAUGAAAAAUUUCAACCACUCAGAAAAAUGGACAGAGGGCCAGCCCUGUGGCCAAGUAGUUAAGUUCACAUGCUCCACUUUGGUGGCCUGGGGUUCGCCGGUUUGGGUCCUGGG